CAUUCAAGUUCCGGGUUUUAAGGAAGUGGUGCUGCGCUGCCUUAGAGGCGAACAGCGGCUUCUGGGGGAGAUGGCAGAGGGGGAAGAUGAUUUUGUCGGGGAGAGGCUAAUCUUUUUACCUGACAGGCAUGUGCGUUAUUUUCAACGCAGCUUGAUGGCUCUGCCCGAACAGUGCUGCAGCUUGGAAACCAGCAGGUUAACUAUUGCUUUUUUUGCUCUGUCUGGUCUGGACAUGCUCGAUUCAUUGCAUGUGGUGAACAAAGCUGAAAUAAUUGAAUGGAUUUAUUCACUACAAGUUCUUCCCACUGAAGACAAGUCAAAUCUAGAUCGUUGUGGAUUUCGAGGUUCCUCCUGCCUUGGACUGCCUUUCAAUCCUUCUAAAGGCCAUGGACUGUAUCAUCCUUAUGACAGUGGUCACAUUGCAAUGACUUACACUGCACUCUGUAGCCUUGUUAUAUUGGGAGAUGAUCUGAGUCGUGUAAAUAAAGAAGCCUGUUUGGCAGGACUGCUUGCUCUCCAGCUUCAGGAUGGGAGUUUCUGCGCUGUACCUGAGGGAAGCGAGAAUGACAUGAGAUUUGUGUACUGUGCUUCCUGUAUUUGUUUCAUGCUGAACGACUGGUCAGGGAUGGACAUGGAAAAAUCAAUUGAAUACAUUAGGAGAAGUAUGUCUUAUGAAAAUGCGUUGGGUCAAGGAGCUGGACUAGAAGCCCAUGGUGGUUCAACUUUUUGUGGUGUUGCAUCACUUUGUCUAAUGGGAAAGCUUGAAGAUGUCUUCUCGGAAAAGGAGCUGAGCAGAAUUAGAAGAUGGUGCAUAAUGAGGCAGCAGAAUGGCUUCCAUGGCCGUCCUAACAAACCUGUUGAUACUUGCUACUCCUUUUGGGUGGGAGCAACUUUAACGCUCCUGAAUAUCUUCAAGUAUACAGAUUUGGAGAAAAACAGAAAUUUUAUUCUUUCCACACAAGAUCGUCUCAUUGGGGGCUUUGCAAAAUGGCCUGACAGUCAUCCUGAUGCCUUACAUGCCUACUUUGGAAUAUGUGGCCUCUCCCUUAUGGGAGAAUCUGGUAUUAGUGAAGUACAUCCAGCACUGAAUGUAAGCUUAAAGACUUAUAAACGUCUUAAGCAGAUCCAUAAUGCAUGGGCAACAAAGGACUGUGAAAAAGGUUCAAACGAUAUGCACAUCUGUACUUGACUGACCUACAGCACCACCGCUUUAGGUUGAAGAACUGUAGCUGCACUUUUAAAGCCAUGUAUUAACCAAGUGUGCUUUUAUGUACUGGAGUCAUUCGAUCAAAGUGUUUUGAUUAGUAUCACUGCAAUGUUUAAACAACUUUCGGCCAAGUCUCUUGUACCUCAAUAAAAUAAUAUUUUGUAAUCUGUUAUAAUAUACAGCUGCUCACUGUGUCAUAAAUUACUUGUAUAGAAAGAUUUACUAGAGAUCACCAUUUUUAGUAAUUCUUUUUAUUUUAAUUCAACAAAAAUUAUUAGCAAGAUAACUGUGUAAACGUAAAAGGACAUUUACUGAGAGAUGUUUUAUUUUAUCGUUUGACCCUCUGUAAAUAAUUGGGAACUUUAUCCUGGGGCUGGGCAAUAUACUGUAUAUUUAAAUAUGUAAGAAAUUUUUGAAUUAAAGUAUAUUUUUUAAGGAUCCAAAAGGUGAUAGAUAUCACGAUACACUUUCGUGUAGUUAUGGUUAAAAAUUUGGAAUUAGAAAUUCAUAUUUUAUAAUAUUUCUGGGCACUAGAAAAAGGACACUAAUUAGUAAGUGCAGCUUCAAUAAUGGACAUACCACUAAGUCCUAAAGAUAGAUUCAAUAAAGUGCUAACAAUAAUAGUUUCUGUAAUGAUUUAACCCUAUGGUUUUAUGGAACACAUAGGGAUCUGUGAAUUACCGCUUGGUUAGGAAUGACAUAGUCAUUCAAGCAAUUAAUCCAUUGUUUUAUAACACUAAAACAACAAUGGCAACCCCUAAAAGUACAUGUGCCACAGUAAAUUUGUUUGCCUGUGUGUCUAUGGUAAAUACAGUACUGCAUAACAAACUCAAAGCAGUGAUUUAACCUAUUGACAGGCAGAAACACAUACAGCAAAUAAUUAAUGCCUUUAUAUUACCAUACACACAAUCAAUAGACUAUAGACAAUAGACUAUAUAGAUUUAACAUCUUGGUUGCUAGAAAAAAACACGGAGCAGACUACUUACUUGAAAUGCAAUCCGGUGGUUUUAUAGAUUGCUGAUCUGAGCCCUUGCAGCAGCUGGUCUACUUUAAACCACACAUGGCAUAAUGGGAAUUGCCAUAGUUCUGUAACCAUUAACAGUGUUAUGCAGGUGGCUGCAAGGAGCAAAUGUGCCCUUUAAAAUGCCAGGGUAGUAUGGUGGUAGAUAAAUAGGGGUUAGCAGGGCUCACAAAUCUUGAUGCCAGGCAAAAUAUUUGAGGCUUUAUGGAUAAAUGGAGCCCUGAUAUAAGGGAAGCCUUAGGUAACUGGUAAACCAAGGUUGUCUGAAUGUCAGGCUAGGCGAUAAUUAGUACAAUAGUGUUUUUUUGCAAGUGCACUUUAAAAAAUUCCUGAGGACAAACUAAUGUGCCAGAUAUAAGGAUACCACUGAGUGAAAGUAAUCUCGAUCGUCCCCAGGUACAAAGGCCAGUGUGGACAAGGUUUCCGACUUGGGAACCUGUCUGCCUGGCUUCACAGCAUAAAGCCAGUGGACACUGUAUGUCCACUGCCCUUAUGUAUCAUAACACACACGCAAGUAAGUGUUAUGGUGCCACAAGAUCCUAUAAAUCACACCGAACCAACGUGAUUUCUAUACGCCAACUCAGACGUGACGGAGAGGUCUUGUAAUCGCUGUUUCUUACAUUGUGGGAAGCAGGCUCACGUAUUAUCCUGCUCCUCAAGCGCUCAAAAGCAGCAUAUGCUGCUUAGUGCAUUGAGCCCAAUGACUGAGCCACUAAUUACCUGCCUGUGCUUUAGUUUUAGUAGACCCCAAUGGCAGGGCCCAUUUUUUUUUUUUUUAUUUUUUUUAAGUGCUUUAAACAAAGUGUCUUAGAGCUCUUGUGUAGGAUGCUUGGGAUUUUAUAUGUAAAAACAAAGUAUAAUCUUUACCCUUAACUUUUUAUUACUUCAUAAAAAUCUGCAAAACCGUAUUCUCUGUUAGCAAAACAAUAAAUGUCAAAAUGCUACAGUUCUGUGAAAAUCCUUGCAUGUGAGAGAUUUCUUAGUUUGGUUCCCAGGAUACCAUCUUCUGUUUGAAGCUUUAUUGCACAUCAUUGCCAAUUCUUAAUCACAAAAUGUGUGCUAUAUGCUGCAAAUUAUUACAGAAAUAUGACAUGGGUAAUAACCGUUUCAACCGUUUUUACAUGCAGAAAAUUACCUAAUAAAAUGCAAUUCAAAUAUG
Messenger RNA from Bombina bombina (fire-bellied toad), 3387 nucleotides. RefSeq names its product protein geranylgeranyltransferase type I subunit beta (gene PGGT1B). The transcript has 9 exons. Gene Ontology annotation, biological process: protein geranylgeranylation. Gene Ontology annotation, molecular function: CAAX-protein geranylgeranyltransferase activity. The record is from RefSeq and is a predicted model, not a curated record. Gene Ontology annotation, cellular component: CAAX-protein geranylgeranyltransferase complex. The coding region runs from base 71 to 1189 and encodes 372 amino acids. NCBI's taxonomy places the organism in Eukaryota, Metazoa, Chordata, Amphibia, Anura, Bombinatoridae.